Haplochromis burtoni (Burton's mouthbrooder) is the source of this 4864-nucleotide messenger RNA. Its product is annotated as estrogen receptor beta. NCBI's taxonomy places the organism in Eukaryota, Metazoa, Chordata, Actinopteri, Cichliformes, Cichlidae. The record is from RefSeq and is a predicted model, not a curated record. The transcript is spliced from 10 exons. Bases 2809 to 4806 code for a protein of 665 amino acids. Gene Ontology annotation, biological process: regulation of DNA-templated transcription; cellular response to estradiol stimulus; estrogen receptor signaling pathway. Gene Ontology annotation, cellular component: nucleus. Gene Ontology annotation, molecular function: nuclear estrogen receptor activity; nuclear receptor activity; steroid binding.
UUGUGCAUUUUAUGUUCAAUAUAGGUAUUUGUUGUGCCUGGAAAUGAACAAAUAAAUGAAUGAAAAAUGAAUGAAAAAAAAAAGAUCACCUCUAGAUGGUCAGGAACCAGCAGCUUCACCAGCUUCUCUUCUUGUGAUCAGGACAAUUUUUUAGUUGUGUAGCAAUUCUCCCUUGAGCCCAAAUGAUGCUUGAUGUUCUGGGCUUAUAUUUAGAGAGAACAGUUGGCACUGGAAGCAACAACAAAAUAUAAAUAUUAGAGGAUCAGUUAUUUAUUUUGACUGUCUGAUUCAUAGACAAAAAUGAUGGAUGUAGCUUCCUGGUUGGAAAAAUUAGGCCACUGCAGGAAUACUUUAACCUGCGUCUUAAGGCCACCAGAUGUUGGCAACCACCUAAUGACCAAGUCCUUUCCUGAUGAGUCUGUUUAUGGUCUGACUGAAGGUACAGUCAGAAAUAAGUCACAUAAUUGGUCAGUGAAUAUAGCUAGCAGUUCCAGGAAGUGGUAAACUCACUGACAAAGUUAUCGUGGAUAAUUAUUUGAUAUAAGAAUUUUUAUAAUUAAUUUAUAACAGUAGGAAAAAACAUAAAGGUGCAAUUAGCUAUAAAGACUUAACACCACUUUUUGCACCACUUUUAAUUAUUUUCCUGCUCUUGGGCUUCACAUUUAUUUGAGGCUAAUAAUUAAUGAAAAUAACAACAACAAAAGAAUUACAGAGAGUUCAGCAACAGCUCCUAUCAUCCUCAACUUUCUUUACCCCUGCUUGUUUCUGUUUUUGGCAAAUAAACCUUGCUGGGACAGCAGGUGUGAAAUCCUCUCUCAUCGUUGUGUCUAAGUAGAAAAAUGUAGCCUAUAGGUCUAGUCAUGUACUACUGACUUGUGACACAGUAAGCAUAGAUGGGCCAGUUGUCCCAGCUUUGUACCUUAGUACUCGCAGUACUAAUCCGUUCAUCAAUUUCCCAUUUCCCUCCACUUAUCCCAUUCCGGGUCGUGGUGAGGCUGGAGUCUAUCCCAGGGUACACCCUGGACAGGUCCUCAGUUUGUCACAGGUUUAACUACAGGCACUUUAGAAUCACGAGUUAAGCUAUGAAGCACGUCUCUGAAAUGAGCACAUACUCACGUAUCAAAUUUUAGCACUUGGUGUUAACUGAUUUAACACCAUCCCUGAGGUUUUUUUGCUACUUUUACACUUAAAUUUGAUGCUUAAAAGGUUCAGAAGAAAAAUGGAAUGCCUUUCACAGGACGUGGCAUAUUUCUCUGGAGAACUCUGCUACAGUAAAUGGGCCAAACCCAUCUGGCAGGUAGAUGGAGUGGCAGCAGUGACAGGUGACAGCUAAAAUGACUCCACAUCCCGACACUGUAAUCAGUCUGUCCGUUCUGCCGUAGUCUCUCUGUUUCGACUUCUCUGCAAACCAGAAGCAGAAGCUUCCUCCUGCUACUCCUGCAUGCAUGUAAUCUGUCAACCUCUUUAAUUCGGCGGGCCUCUCGUCCUCCAGCAGCUCCUUGUCGGCUUUGUGGGAUUGAGAGAAUGGAGGGAUAGAGGCUGCCUAAUAGUUUUGCCGGGAGCCUUUGUGUUCCGGUAUGUGUUACUGGCUGGGAGCCUUUUUCUGACAGGGGGAGCUUCUUUAUACAAGAGGAAUAAACAAGUUUUUAAUAUACUGCCUUAAAGAAGGACAUAGUUUAAUCCAUUUGUGGUUAGGUCUCAUGAUUUUUUUGUUUAAAGUAUAACAGCAAUGCACCCCCUACUUUUCACAGAUUGUCAGAAGUGUUUGGGGUUUUUGAUUCUGCGACAAAGAUGUUUUUGUUGGUGGGGAAAAACUGACUUUGGCCACUUUUGGAGGCUGGUAGAUGAGUUUGGGUUACAUGCUGCACCUUUUCAAAAAUGAAGUCCAGUAUUGAGCUUUAGAAUGAACUGUGCCAUAUGCAACAUUUAGUUGGGUAUUUAUUUAUAAAAGUUUAUUUUAACUCGGGAAUUUUUUCUCUUUAAAGUUUAGACGGUAUGUAAGUGAUUUACUGGCUGGUUAUGCAGUGACAAUAAGCUUGAAGCAGCGACACACUCCCAAACUUUUAAGUCCACCGGACGAUGCAUGGUGUCACUGUCCUCUGCCUCUUUCAUUUUGCAUUAAGGAAACUUUGGUUUUGUCAAAGGUUGUUUCUAACCAAGCGGCCGUAUGCGCAUGUAUUAAAUAAAAGAUGCCCAUUUAGGUGAAUAUAGACUUCUACAUCAUGCUUUUUAUUUUCUGUUUUUACUACCCAAAACAACUGAUAUUAUGAGUAACCACUUAACUAAAAAAGAUCUUUUUUAGUCUGUGUUUUUCCCUUAAAGUUUGGUCCUACAGGGUCUAGAUGUUAAAAAAAUGCCUUCAUUACUUGACUGAUAAAAAAUUAUGGUACUUAAUGUUUUCUCUUUUUUUCUGUUUUAGUAGCAUCUUCUUAAAAGACUAAAACGUUUUAACAAUUUUAGCUUUUUAUGAAAAUUUGAGCAAAAUAAAGGCAAAGCCGUCCUGAUUGUUCAAUAGCCCGGUUCUUGAUUAUAUGUAAAUGAAAGGAAGCAGUGGAAUUAAACACUGGGUCCUUUGACCCCUUGUUGCCUGACUGGUGGUUUACCAUGGAAAGCUGCCAUGAGCACCAGUGUGUCCAAAGCUCAAACUUGAGCACAACAUUCUGACAGAAGAGCUUUAUUCAUAGUAAAAGCCUGAGUGUUGAGCCACACAGCUCUAGGAAUUAAGACCCGGCCAUUCGAGAAGAUGCUAUAGAAUAUCCACCUGCAUCAAAUCAUUCAUUCACAGCAAAUACAGUAUAUUCCCCUGACAUGACCUCCUCCCCUGCCCUGGAUGCUAACCCGUUACCCCUCCUUCAGCUUGAGGAGGUGGACUCCAGUAAAGCCACAGAGAGGGUGAGCUCCCCAGGACUUCUGCCUGCUAUGUACAGCCCUCCUGUGGGCAUGGACAACCACACCAUCUGCAUUCCCUCUCCAUACACAGACAGUAACCAUGACUAUAACCACGGGCACGGACCUUUGACCUUCUACAGCCCCUCCAUGCUGAGCUACACCAGGUCACCCAUCACUGACAGUCCAUCAUCUCUGUGUCCUCCCCUCAGCCCCUCAGCCUUUUGGCCUUCUCACACUCACCACAAUGUACCUUCACUUACUCUGCACUGCACUCAGCCUCUAGUUUAUAAUGAACCCAGCCCACAUGCACCCUGGUUGGAUCCCAAAGUUCACGGUAUCAGCCCCAGCAGCUCCAUCAUCAGCUGUAACAAGCUGCUGGGAAAGAAAUCUGAAGGAGCGGAAGGAGUGAAAUCCUCAUCGUGCUCAUCUGCGCUAGGGAAAGCCGACAUGCACUUCUGCGCCGUGUGCCACGACUACGCCUCCGGCUAUCACUACGGUGUGUGGUCCUGCGAGGGCUGCAAGGCUUUUUUCAAGAGAAGCAUCCAAGGACACAAUGAUUACAUUUGCCCUGCCACAAAUCAGUGCACUAUUGACAAGAACCGGCGUAAAAGCUGCCAAGCCUGCCGGCUACGUAAAUGCUAUGAAGUGGGCAUGAUGAAGUGCGGGGUGAGGCGUGAACGUUGUGGCUUUCGUGGUGCCCGACACCGUCGCGGUGGACCCCAGCCUCGGGAUACGACAGGUCAGAGUUUGGUAAGGGUUGGACUGGGUUCUCGGGGUCAACGGCAACUUCACCUGGGGACACCUGAAGACGCCUCUGUCCACACUCACGCAAAUCACAUGCAUCACUCAACCAUGAACCCAGAGGAGUUCAUUUCCCGAAUCAUGGAGGCAGAGCCGCCAGAGAUCUACCUCAUGGAGGACCUGAAAAAGCCGUUCACUGAGACCAGCAUGAUGAUGACCCUCACCAACCUGGCAGACAAGGAACUGGUUCUCAUGAUCAGCUGGGCCAAGAAGAUCCCUGGCUUUGUAGAGUUGAGUCUAACAGACCAAAUCCACCUGCUGAAGUGCUGCUGGUUGGAGAUCCUCAUGCUGGGCUUGAUGUGGAGGUCGGUGGAUCAUCCUGGAAAACUAAUCUUCUCUCCAGAUGUCAAACUCAGCAGGGAGGAGGGACAGUGUGUGGAGGGCAUCAUGGAGAUUUUCGACAUGCUGCUGGCAGCCACCUCUCGGUUCCGUGAGCUGAAGCUGCAGAGAGAGGAGUACGUCUGCCUGAAGGCCAUGAUCCUCCUCAACUCCAGUCUGUGCACGAGCUCCCCGCAGACUCCAGAAGAGCUGGAAAGCAGGAACAAACUGCUGCAUCUCCUGGAUUCUGUGAUCGAUGCGCUGGUCUGGGCCAUCUCCAAACUGGGCCUAUCCACCCAGCAGCAGACUCUGCGCCUUGGCCAUCUCACCAUGCUGCUCUCCCACAUCCGGCACGUCAGUAACAAAGGCAUCGACCACCUGUCCUCCAUGAAGAGGAAGAAUGCGGUGCUGGUGUACGACCUCCUCCUGGAGAUGCUGGAUGCCAACACAGCCAGCAGCAGCAGUCAAACAUCAUCAUCCUCGCCUGGCUGUGACACUUACUCUGAACAGCAACAGUUCCCCCCACCGCCGUCUGACCUGCAGCCAGGCCUGGACCAGAUGGCUACAGCUGCUGACAAUACCACUGUGCCUCCAGCGGAAGUCCCGGUCCUGGACGGACAUCUGCUCACCCUUCAGUCUACAUCUCCAUCACAGAAUUUAGCGGGGUCUCACUUGGACAGCAACGAUUACAUUUCUGCCGAGCACCUAUCACUGGAUAAUAGGGAUGCAGGUCCAGGUCCAUCGGUGGAGCCAACAACCUACGUCAUCCCUGAUAGAGUUGUCACGGAAACAGCUUGAGAGUGACAGAACUGACUGAGCCUAAACCUUAGUGGAUAUUCAUCACCCAAAGAUUGGG